GGCGACGCCUUCAAGCUCGUGGGCGACGAGGUGGAGCUGGGCUCUCGCGCGCGGGCACCUCCCGUGCAAGUGUGCUGGGGCGACAUCACCAGAUGGAAGGAGGUCGUGCUCGGGCGCUGGAAGGAGCAGGAGCACAUCAACCUGCGCGAAGUGCGGACGGGCGUGGCCGCAGCGAGGCACCUCGCCCGCAGUCGCUCAAACUGGGGGAGGAGGCACAUGGUGAUCACCGACUCCAUGGUCUACCUCGGCGGCUUCGGCCAGGGCAAGUACGUCAUUCGGCCGAUCAUGUUUCUCUGCAGGAGACUGUCCGCCCUCGACAUCGGGAGCGGCAGGUGCGAGUCUUGGCGCCGGGUACCUUCGGAUCGGAGCUACAGCGACGGUCCGAGCCGAGAGCCCCCGAUCGGACAGGCCCCCGAGGAGUGGCGGACGGAUGAGCAGGUGUUGCCGGAGAAGGUAGCCUGGAUGAUCGAGGACUGGCUGCUCGGGAUCGCGGCAGCGAGGGGCUACCUGCUGAUCUGCCACAAUGUGGACGUCGGCUUCGGGGCGGAGUUCGACCUGACGGACGAGGUCAACAUGGGCGCCAUGCGAGCCAUGCAGGAGCGACAGGAGGUCGACCUCACCGAGAAGGUCGUGGAGCAGCUGAUCGCGGAGACCUUGGGGCGCAAGCCCCGGGACGAGUCGCCGCGGGAGGUCCUGCCAUCGGCGUUCGUCGAGGCGCCGGGUGGAGCGGGCGAGAACUACGCGGAGCGCUCUUACGACUUGGGCAGGUCUACUCCGAAGGGGGACAUGCACGGGCUGACUAUGAUGCCAAUUUCCGUCUUCACAAAGACGGUGUUGGGAUGCUCCACGCCGAACGUCCGCCGCUUCCCGGAGUCCGCUCGGAAGCUGAACUUUCCCAUGAGGAGACGAGAGGAGAUCGACGACUCGGUCGAAGACGAGGAGGUGGGCCCCCGCCGGGGAGACCUAAGGGUGCACGGGCUGGCCUACGCGUGGACGGAACUGUCGACGGGCCGGCCUAGAUCCCAUCGCGCUCUCCGAGCGGGGCAUCGUCUGCAUGUGGUAGGUGAGGACGGACUUCAGCCGCUAGAGUGGCGGGCGGCAAUGGUGGACGAAGCCAUGGGGCUGGCCGGCAGCAGCAAGGCCGCCAACGCUGCGGAGCUUGCCCUCGACGCCUACCUCAGGUCGGCUGAGCGGUUCGGCCCUCGCGCGCCCAACAUCGCGAUCGACGUGGUCAGCUGCUCGGUGGCCGCCCACCGCUGCGCUCGGCGGCGCGCCUGUGACUGCGUCGACAUGGCCAGCGGCCCUCCGCAUGCGGCUCGGCACUCCGGCCCGAGCUACGACGCUGUGACGGGCUACCGGAGUGCGUGGGCCAUCCAGCGGCGGCGCCGCUGGGCCUCCGAGAAGAGUGUGCUGCGCUACAUGAAGGCCCGUGCCUUGGUGGCACCCCGCGCCUCUCUGGCGUCCGUGGAGCUGGAGCGAGGCGCGGAGCGGCUCAAGGAGUGA
This is a messenger RNA of Prorocentrum cordatum, 1503 nucleotides long. The record is from the annotation of a GenBank genome assembly. Lineage: Eukaryota; Dinophyceae; Prorocentrales; Prorocentraceae.